AACAUACUCAAGAUGCAGUGAAGAAACGAAUUUAUGCCACUAUAUGGUAGUGCUCCAUAGAUAAGAGUGAAAUAUUCAGCACUGAAGCCAUUAAAAACUCAGAAAAAGAAAGAGAAUGAAACCGAGAGAUAAAAUAUUAAUCCUAAAAUACUUUCUAAGCAUCUUCAAUGGAAUUUUCUUAGUUUUAGGUCUUAUGCUUAUGAUGUUCGGCAUGUGGCUUCUAAUUGACAGAAACAAUUUAUUCACUGUUUUAUUUUUCACAGGUGAGAACCACUUGGUAGCAUAUAUUUCUUAUAUAUUGCUUGGAGUUGGAUUCAUCCUUGUUUUUAUUUCAUUUUUGGAAUUCCUAAGAAGCUUUAAAGAAAUCAGAUAGUUUCUAAUUUUGUAUCUUGGACUCAUACUUCUGCUGUUUGGUGUCCAAGUUGCAAUGCCAGUGCUAAUAUAUAUAAGAAAAGAAGAGGUAUGUAAACUUUCUAUCAUAUAGACCUGUUAUUAAUUUUAAAUUGUUGCUAAAAUUAUUAAAGGCAAAUCCCUAUGGGGUACAGAGAUAUGUUAUGCACUGAGAUGGGAGCUCUGCAGUGGACUUAAUAUGCCCAAGUAUGCUCAUGCUGACACAUUAGGGGACACAGAGCCACUUGGAACCCAGGGAGACUUGGAAGGUUCUCAUGCAAAUUAAUUCCCCACCUCCUCCUCCACAGACUGUCUUUAGAGCCUUCUCCUGUGCAGGAGCCAAGAAUAUUAUGGUCAGCAGUAGUACCAAUAGAUCUGCCCAGGGGGAGCUUGAAAGGGAUACAGGUGCUUGUGAGUGUGGGUUGAAUAGGUGUCACCCCACUACGUUUCACUGUGGGCCAAUGGGCCCACUUCCUGCUGAUAUCUCCAUUUAGAAGAUGCCAGCCAGCUCUGGUGCUGGGCUGGGAGAAGGCUCACUCGCUGUCUUUUCAACCACCAAGUAGCUUGGAUGCUACCCC
This is a messenger RNA of Dermochelys coriacea (leatherback sea turtle), 968 nucleotides long. RefSeq names its product tetraspanin 19 (gene TSPAN19). NCBI's taxonomy places the organism in Eukaryota, Metazoa, Chordata, Testudines, Dermochelyidae. Gene Ontology annotation, cellular component: membrane. The record is from RefSeq and is a predicted model, not a curated record. The transcript is spliced from 6 exons.